Penicillium mononematosum is the source of this 924-nucleotide messenger RNA. RefSeq lists its product as uncharacterized. Lineage: Eukaryota; Fungi; Ascomycota; Eurotiomycetes; Eurotiales; Aspergillaceae. The record is from RefSeq and is a predicted model, not a curated record. The coding region runs from base 1 to 924 and encodes 307 amino acids. The transcript is spliced from 2 exons.
AUGACUCAAAAGACGCCAGUUCACCUCCAAAACCCCGCAGGCCACUUCACUCCACCAUUGCUGGAGAACAAAGAUUCCAAUCCUCAAGUCCCACCAACUGGUCGUGGAUGGCGGUUAUUACUUCCAAAGCGACGCGAGAAACAAUCUACCCAAUAUACCUUACAACAAAUCCAGUCUCCUCUGUUCGAAUGUUUCCCUACCGAAAUCCGACUUCUCAUCUGGGAACAUUAUCUCUGUAGCCGUAUGCUGCAUAUUGUUGUUCGAUCAAUGCAGCACAAAUGGAGACGACCUAAAAACCGGAUUAUCGGGGUCUUGUGCAUAGUACCUUGCAAUUUCUGUCCAUGCAGUCAUCAUUGUCAGGUAAGACUUAGGGCGUGGGAUUACCGUACGCGUAGGGAACGCAUUCAAUAUUUUGAUGAGCUCUCUUACUCCGUGGAACUUGAGACAAGGAGAGUCGAUUUUGUGCCACAUUUACAAUCGUGUCGAAGAGUCGUGGUCAGGUACUCGGAGGUUGUGGAUAUCAUCUUUCAAAAGAACACUUUCCACUUUGAGGACACAUACACGAUUAUUGAAUUUUCACAUACACUUCUACCACAGCGCCUGGGCAUGAUACGCACUUUACAACUCAGUUUUCCGAAUCUCAAUCCAGGUUGGAAUAGAUGCUGCGAGAUUCUCGCUACUAAGCUGCCUGGUCUGAAGACAUUGACCAUCCGUUUAUAUGAUGCCGCCACAAACCAUCUGGAUGGUUGGCUUAGGCCGCUGUAUCAAAUUCAACAGCCCACGGUUUUCAAAGUCUUGGUGACCAAACCAUGGGAUCCGAACCCACAACUGGGGGAGUUGAUCAGGCUUGCUGAUGCACCUUUUCGAAUUGAACUUGUGGAGAGAGACAGCGUUCGGGAGGCACAUUGUUACAUUGUUACCUAG